AUGGCCAGGAUCUUGCUCGCCCUCGUCCUAUGGGCACCCCUCUGGCUCGGCGCACUCGCUGCCGCCGCCGUUUCCGACACCGGCGCCGCCCCCGCCGACCUGCCUGCCAACCCGCCCGCCAACCCGCCCGCCAACCCGCCCGUCAACCUGCCCUACCUCACGCCCGACAUCACCGGCUUCACCCCGACCAAGGGCCAGUACGUCGUCGAGGAAGGCGAGUACGCCGCCAAGUACUGCUCCUGGCUCGGCGCCUCGUUCCCGCGCCUGGCCAAGGGCUACAGCAUCAAGCAGGGCUCCAGCUUCGGCCACUACUACCCGGGCGGCUCCAACCCGUCGCUCGAGCUCCUCGUCCAGACCUACCCCGCCGGCAUCAUCAACGCCACCGUGGCCACAAAGGUGCCCGACAUCCUCAAGCUCGUCGGCCCGGACAUUGACCUGUCGCGCGAGGAUGCCUACGGCAGGAUGACGCCCGAGCUCGCCAACCACCGGCCCCUCGGCGGCCUGCCCCCCUUUUGCAGGUUCGGCGCCGUCGUGCGCACCAGCCAGCUCACCGAGACCCUGUUUGAGGUCUGGCUGCCCGUCAGGAUGGUGCCCGGGUCGCCCCUCGUGCCCUUCAACCAGAGCGACUUCCCCACAAACUCGACCCCCAUCUACAUCAACAGCCAGGGACAGCUGGUCCAGGUCCCGCUCGGAUUCAACGAGACCAAGCCGGCCAAGACCAAGUCGACGUCCAAGGACGACGCCGGCGGCGCGACCGACAAGCCCGCCGACGGCGACGCAUCCAAGCCCACCAGCGACGACCCUGGCAACGCCACCGGCGGCACCGAGACUGGGACUGCGGCCAAGGACGGAUCCGAGGCCAACGGUACCGCUGGCGAAAAGCAGCCCAUCCAGCAGCAGGCUGGCGAGUCGUCGACAGACCCCAAGCAAAAGUCGGGCGUCUCAGCCUCCAGCCCAGCCGACCAGAAGACGGCUCCGGCCGAGCAGCUCAAGGCCAAGGGCGCCACGGUCCCGCAGGACGGUGCCGCCUCGCCGCCCGCCUUGCGCCGUGUCAAGAAGCGCGCCAACGGACACGAGGCAAGCAGCAGCGGCAAUGGCGGCGGCGGCCACGGCCAUGCUGGCAGCCACGCUGACGGCCACGCUGACGACCACGACUCGUGCCUCGACGGCGACGAGGUGCUCGGCAAGGGCACCGGCUGGAACGGCCGCAAGGUGCACAUCAACAACGGCGGCCAGCGCGGCUUUGUGCCGCUGCCGGACCUCAAGCAGCUGCUGGCGCGCUACGGCUUCGCCGUCAGCGGCAGCAACGCGGGCCACUUUAGCGCCACGUCCGAGGUCAAGUGGGUCGUCGGCCCGCAGCGCGUCGAGACGAUCAAGGACUGGUCCUACCGCUCCCAGUACGUCACCACGGAGCUGUCGCAGCAGGUCGUCGACCUCUUUUACGGACCCACCAGCGGCGUGCGCGUGCCGGCCAAGUGCGAUGGCGGCGACGACGGGCAGGGCCAGGGCCAGAUGGACGACUUCAAGUCCUCGAGCGGCGACAACGACGACGACAGCGACGCCCGCCAGACGCUCGCCAAGCGGGCCAGGCGGCCUCUGCCUGCCGCCGCGUGCGGCCAGCGCGUCUACAGCUACCUCUUUGGCGCGUCCAACGGCGGCGGCUCGGCCUUCAGCGCGCUCCAGAUGGUCGGCCCCAAGUGGGACGGUGCGCUGAUUGGCGCGCCCUCGCUGCGCUUCUCGGACACCAACUUUGCGCAGCUCGAGCUGGCCAAGACGCACCGCGCCGGCUCGGCGGGCGACGGCGUCUUUAAUGCCACCAUCUUUGGCGGCCCGUUCCACGAGGCCGUGCUGGAGCAGUGCGACGCGCUCGACGGCGUGCGCGACGGCAUCCUCACCGAGCCGUGGAAGUGCCGCCUCGACUUCCGCCGCGCCAUCCAGUGCGGCGGCGGCGGACGCUACUCGGACGACGACAAGGUGUGCUUCACCCAGCUCCAGGUCGACAACCUGCGCAAAAUCUUCGAGGACUGGAAGUACGAUGGCCAGGCCUUCUACCCUGGUUGGCCGCUCGGCUCCGAGGGCUCGGCGGAGCGGUACAAGAACACGGCGCUCAAGGCCAUCGAGUGGUACCAGCUGGCGGUGCAGGGCAAGACGCACAACGACACCGACCUGGCCUACUCGAACGGCAGCGACGGCGGCGGCUUCCACAUCGCCGACGUCGAGUACGCGCGCCGGCUCAAUGUCGGCAACUCGAACUUUGCCCUGACCGAUCUCUCGGCCUACCUGGGCGGCGGCGGCGAGGCCAAGGCGGCGACGCAGGGGGGCAAGAUCAUGCACUAUCACGGGCUCGUCGACCUGCAGAUCAACCCGAUCCCGAGCAUCGACUACUACCGCUCGGUGCUGUCGGACCCGGCCAACGGGGGCGAGGAGCGGGUGCGGGACCAGUACCUGCUGUACACGAUCCCGGGCAUGGACCACUGCCGGGACGGACCGGGUGCGUGGCAUUUUGGCGGGCCUACGCAGAACGACGCGGGUAACCGACCGCUGCGUUUCGACACCAAGCACGACAUGGUCCUCUCGCUGCUGGCCUGGACCGAACGCGGCCUGAAACCGACCUACCAGAUCGGAGCGGGCUACGACUCCAAGUCGAUUGUGCUGCCCGUCGACGGCGGUAAGAAACCGGCAGACUCGGACCUCAUCCCCACCCGCUUUGAGAGCUUUGACCGCGGCGUACGCCUCACGCGCCUCCACUGUCCCUGGCCCCAGGUGGCGCGGUACGACGGAAAAGGCCCCACGACGGGCCCAGAGGCAUGGAAGAGCUUCCGAUGCGCUUAG
Molecule: messenger RNA, 2832 nt
Organism: Pseudozyma flocculosa PF-1
Lineage: Eukaryota; Fungi; Basidiomycota; Ustilaginomycetes; Ustilaginales; Ustilaginaceae
Exons: 2
Coding region: 1-2832 (943 amino acids)
Source: RefSeq, a predicted model, not a curated record